AUGAGUGACUCAAUAGACUAAUGUAAUUAAUAAUCUUGUUUUUAAGAGGAAAACUUUCAUGGUCCCAAUCCGGUAAUGGUUUCUGAAAGAAUUUUACUUGGAGAUGGAGAUCUCUAUUAAAAAUCUCCUGACAGUAACUCAUUUACUGUACGAGACCAAUCAAAAAUUUAAGAUUUUAGCAAAGACUUAGUAGAUGUUGUCCCAAUGGAUAUGCGUAAAUCAUACAAAGGAUUAAAAAAAUCAGAAUACUAAUCAGCUUAUGCUAUAGAAGAAGAAUUAGAAACUGGUGGUAAACCAUAGUUUUUAAAACUGAUUAUCUCUAAAAGUCUACAAAAUAACUUCAUUAAUAAUUUAUGGAAUAGAAGUUAUUUAAGGAAAUUACAUCAAUUAACACCUUUUUAAAUUUAAGCAUUAGAUGAUUUAUAAUUUGAAAAUGAAGUUUACCCAGAAGAAGAAAGUAUCAAGAAGGAAAUCAAAAUUUGUGAAUUUAUAAAGAAAUUUUUCCUUUAAUUAGAAGUAUUCACACCAUAUAGUAAAUUAAUAUUUAUUUGGGAUUUAUUUUAAAUUUUCACAUAUGUUUUGAUAUUUUUUUGGCUGCCUUACAAGAUUUCAUUUUAAUUAGACUACAUAGGAUAACUAUUAAACUAAAAAUCAAAAAAUUAAAUGAUUGAGAUAAUUUUAUUAACCAUUUUAAGUUUUGAUGUUGUAAUUGGAUUGAAUUUAGCAUUCAUUUAUAAAGGAAUAAUAAUUAAAGACAGAAAAAGAAUCAUUAUUAAUUAUUUUAAAUAAUAUGCAUUUGUAGAUCUUGUAAAUAUAAAGAUGUAUAUUAGUAAAUAAGGUCUCAAUAAGUACAGUAACAAUACAAUUUUUUAUUUUAAAUGACAGUUAAGAAGAUCAUGAUAUAGAUAAUAAUUUGACACUUUAGAUUUUAUUUUGUGUUAUAUUUUAUGUAUUGAGAAUGACAAAAAUAAAUAAAAUAUUAGCAUAAAUACAAGAGUAAAUAUAUUAAAUAAUAUAUAUAUAAGAUUUUUCAAUUUAAAUGGAUCCUUAAAUGAUUUAGUUGGAUUACUAAAACUAACAAUGAUAAUUUUAUUUAUUGCACAUAUUUGUGCAUGUGUAUGGCAUGGAGUAGCCUUUUAUAAUGAUUCAUAUUCUUGGUUGGAUGCUUAUAAUUUAAGAGAUUAAGGAAAUGCAUCAAAAUAUAAUACAGCUAUAUAUUGGGCUACAAUGACAAUGACAACUGUUGGAUAUGGAGAUAUUACUGCAAAAAAUAAUUCAGAAUUAUUGAUUAAUAAUUUAACAAUGUUUAUAGCUUCAAUUGUUUUUGCUUAUUCAGUAAAUAGUAUAGGAAUAUUUGUAUCAAAUAUGUAUAAAGGUACUAUGGAAUAUAGUAGAAGUGUUACUCUAAUAAAUACAUUUAUGUCAAAGAAUAAGAUUUAAUUUGAACUUUAGACUAGGAUUAGAAGUUAUUUAGAAUAUAUUUGGUAAGAAGAAUAAAAUAUGAAUGAUGAUGAAGUAUCAUAAAUUAUUUGUAAAUUAAGUAGUCAUUUAUAAGAUGAACUUUAAUUUUAAUUAAGAGGAAAUAUUCUUAGAAAUUGUAAAGUAAUGGUUAAGAUAUUUUCUGAAAAAAUGAUUAAAUGUUUAUUAGGAUAAAUGGAAGAAUAAAGUUUUUCACCAGAAGAGAGAAUAAUAACUAUUAAUUAAAUUGAUGAUGGUUGUUUAUAUGUUAUUACAAAAGGAGAAAUUGAAUUAAUUUUUGAAGGGAUGAAUAAUCUAAAUGAAAGAGUCAAAAGAAAUAGUUUAAAUUAUUUAUCUUAAGGUGAUUUCUUUGGUGAACUUUCAUUUUUUACAGGAGAACCUAGAAAAUGUACAGCCAUUUCAAGAGGAUUUACAAAAGUAUUUAAAAUAAAAAGAGAAAACUUUUUAAAGGUAUUAUCUUCAUUUCCAAAUGAUUAUGAAAAGUUUUGUGAAGUUAAACAUUAAUUAAAAUAAGGAGAUUUUAGUUCUUUAUAGAUUUAAUGUUAUAGUUGUUAAAGUAAUUCUCAUUUAAUAGAUUCUUGUAAUUAUCUCCAUUUUUGUGCAGAUAAAGAAGCAAUAUUGAAAAAAGAACUUUAUCCAUAUAAUCAAUCUCGUUCUGGUUUAGUAAUUCGAAGUGCAAAGGCAUUUAAAUAUAAAUGGAGUCAAUAUAAAUAUAUAAUUUAAAGAGCAAAAGACUUUUAAACAGAUUUUUAUUAAUAACCCACUGAUAAUGAAAAUGAGGAAAAUGAAUAACCUUCUUAAAUGGUUAAUGAUAAUUAUACUUAUGAAGAUGAAUCUAAAAGUAUGAUAUUUAAAUUAAUUUUUCUUAGUUGAGAUUGAUGUACCAUCAACACUUAAUUAAAGGAGUAAUUCAAGAACAUUAAGCAGAGUUAGUUAAAAGCCUAAUCAAAUUGCUGUUGAAGAAGAUGAUGAUUCAAAAUUAUAUACUAGAAAAGUAGUUAAUCCAAGAGGAACAGUAUAAACAGCAGGAUUUGGAAGUGCAAGUUUAAGAGAAAGCAAAAAGUUUGAUUUAACUAAAGAUUAUGAAAUAGAAUAACCAAUUUCUGAAGAAUCCUCAUCAGAAGAGAAAGAUUAAAUUAUUAUACCAUCAGUUUCAAAAAGUUAAGACAGAACUCAAAAACAGAAAAUAACUUUUAUUAGAAAAGAAUCAUCUGAAGAUAUUGUACCUAGAUAAGCUUCACUUCGUUCUAGAACAUUUACUCAAAAUAAAUUGUAAUAAGAAAUCUUGAAAAGAAGUGCAACUCCUGAUAAGUUAACCUCUGAAAUUGAAAUAUCUACUAAUAAUAAUAAUAAUAUUAAAAGAUAAGCUGGAAAGAAACACUCUACUACUAAAACAUAUACAAAAUAAGUUUAAGAGGCUACUGAAGGUAAUUAGAACAUGACUUCUGUAAUGGAUAAUUAAACAUAUUUACCAACUAUACCUUAAAUAUUUUCUUAAUUUGAUAAAAUGUAGAUAUUUACUCAUUUUUUCCCAUUUAGCAAUUAUGAUAUAGUAAUCAAAAGAUAUGCAAGAAUAUAAAAGUUUUUUGGUAAAAAAAGAUAAUAUCCAGAAUCAUCAAAAUACUCAUUUUAUUUUAUGACAAUUAAAAAAGGAUGGAAAUUAAAAAGACUUGGUGAAAAAUUACAAGGUUUAAAAUUAGUUGAUACCAUAAGGAAACCAUUUGUAAAAACAAUUUAAGGUACUAAGAUUAUAAAAACUAAAAAUAUAUUAAAUACCUUAGGAAAUUUUGGAUAAGCAAGUCCUUAAUUGAAAGAUGGCUUAGAAAGAAAAGAUGGAAUCUUAUGA
This is a messenger RNA of Paramecium pentaurelia, 3325 nucleotides long. The record is from the annotation of a GenBank genome assembly. Lineage: Eukaryota; Ciliophora; Oligohymenophorea; Peniculida; Parameciidae.